ACACAGAAGAAGAGCCGGUCGACUAACAUACCCAUAGGGAUGCGUAUAAAGGUACCUUUAGAUGGAGUGCUUGACAGCCCACAUGGCGUGUUCGACCUCUCCGCUGAGCAGCUACGAGCAGUGGGGGGUGCGUCACGAAAUAGCACGGCUGUCACACCCAUUGGCGAACUACAGACCAAAAGCGGCGUAGUGAUACACAACCAUGCCAGUGAGAGUGCGGAGGGCGCUGAUUUCACAGAGCUAGAACUGAGCAAGAUGGUAGCGGACCUCGAGCACGAACUAGAGGUGGAGACCAACAUUAUGCAAAGCAUAUGUCAGCUAAAGAGCGUGCUUAUCGAGAACCAACUCACCGCCAGUGCCUCCCCCAGACCCGGGAAGAAAACAGCCGCUUCGGAAGUCAGUUCGAAGAAGCAGCUCGUGAGUAUUGAGAAGAGGGCGCGGCACACACAGGACCGGCUGGACCAGUUGGAGAGUGAGCUGAGCGUAGCGCGUCUGAUCCAAAGCCGUGCCCGAGCACUGAUACGGUGAUGCCGAUGGCCAUGGUAAGGGCACGCUUGGCUUAGCGGAUGACGUUGAUCCGUAUGCACAUACUAUAUCCACACCAUACCAGAUCAGACCAAUACAAGCAGACGACGCUGUUUGACAGUUGCCAGCAGGACGGGGAAUGGGUAUCCAUCACGCGCUUCUUCACUAAAACCCUAAAACCCUAAAAUCCUAAAAGAAUGCACGCAUACACGGCGCUGUGCAAUUCACUACACGCCUUCGGCUGAUCGUGAACGGAGUUUAGAGCCAAUGGCUGUUGUUGCCGGUGGGUGGCGUAUUGCAAUGAGCACUAGAACUCGUUGCCGCCCCACGAGAGAGAGUGUGUGAGGGGGAGGGGGGUUAAAAGUGGGGGCCAUAGUUCAUCCUAUACUCCCUGCAUACACUUAUGGGGUCUAGUUGGUAUCGUCCGGCAAGCCAGUGAAAGUGGACACGCCGCAGGCUGCCGGAUAUACUCAGGGCUAGAGACUUCUAGCGAGUGCUGACCUACCUUUGUACACUGCCAAACUAUACUCAGAUGGUUCAAAUCCCGAUAUACUAGAGAGAUCACGGGACAAUGUCAAUAUCCCACAUUGAGAGGCUUCCCCCACCAAUCCCCCUUGGAAGGAUAGUAAACUCCUGAAAGUGUACUUUGUGUACGCGCAAAUAGCUUUUUUUUUUUUGGGAUAGUAUUUGAAUGCUUUUCUUCUCACUGCUUCGCGCGUUGGCUUGAUAGUAGCGACAAAGUUGUUAAUGGAAAGUGCCGCAUGUAAUAAAACACCAAUACAAUGC
Sphaeroforma arctica JP610 is the source of this 1311-nucleotide messenger RNA. RefSeq lists its product as hypothetical. The coding region runs from base 40 to 528 and encodes 162 amino acids. Lineage: Eukaryota; Ichthyosporea; Ichthyophonida. The transcript is spliced from 3 exons. The record is from RefSeq and is a predicted model, not a curated record.